Messenger RNA from Penicillium hordei, 768 nucleotides. RefSeq lists its product as uncharacterized. The record is from RefSeq and is a predicted model, not a curated record. The coding region runs from base 1 to 768 and encodes 255 amino acids. The transcript has a single exon. NCBI's taxonomy places the organism in Eukaryota, Fungi, Ascomycota, Eurotiomycetes, Eurotiales, Aspergillaceae.
AUGGGACAGUUGACGGCUUCCGAUGUUGGCGCCCUCUUAGCUUCACUCCGGAUUACACCAUCCCAGCAUACAGUGGAGACGUUCCUACAGCCACUACGAGACUUUGACCAUACCAUGCAACUGUUUGAGCCUUGGUUCCAGGACAACUGCCAGGUCCUGAUCAUCGGACCGGACACCAUUCGAUUGAGCGACCGAAUCUUCAAUGCAGACGAGUACUACAAACGGAAGCGCCCAAGUCAAACUCAGCUGGAGGUGUGGAUUUUUGCAAUCCCCGCCAACUUUGAGAAGAGUGCUAAAGAAGUCCAGUGCCUCAGGGACUGUUCCCAUGCCUCCUCGGUAUUCUCUAUACAGGAGCGCGCAGAAGCACUGAUUGCUGGACAAGAGCUUCUCGAAAAUAAUCUUAUCAGGCAGAUCAGUUAUACAGAUCCUGAACUAAGCAAAGUAUCUGGGGAGUACCUAGAUGCCAAAGUUUUCGAUCUCUUUAGCACGACCACACAUCGGUAUCUACACACAACACAUCUAAUUGGGCUUGGAUUUGCGGGAAUGGAAUUUGGCAUCGAGUGGAACAUCAAGGAUCCAAUGUCGAAGGAUCACUGCUGGAAGGCAAGUCACGGGAUUCCUUACAUCGAGGCUGCUAGCCCUCGCGACACCAAGGUAGCCGUGAAAGACCGUUGGCGUCAUCAAAACCCCCAAAGCCUGGUAUUUUACCCCGUGUACCCGGAUUGGGAUCCACAGUCAACGGUUUCUAUCCCUGUCGGCUCGUCCUGA